CACAACUUUAAAAAAAAAUUGGCAUACAGUUUUGGGGCAGGCGUGAAUGUUUUUUCCUCGGCUUGUUUUUCCUCGGAGUAAGCGAUCAGAGUUGACAAAAUAAAUGUGCGGUAUAGUCAGGACUCGGUGUAUCACAGUUUAGGUGGAUCUAGAUGAUGGACACGGAGAAGAGAGUUCAAUGGAGUAAUAUGGACUACACGAUCAGAUUUCACCGCUGCAUUUCACGAAUCGGUAACAUCUAAACAUUUUCUCAGACUCGCAUGACAACAGUGGCCGCUGAUUGUCCUCGUGCAGGACAGCGAGUGUCUGGUACCGAGUUUUAUUUGCUACCUUAUGAGGAGUUCGUGUUGCUCGUACCUGUUUAUAUGAGUUUUGAAUGCGUAAUGAGGUUUACAUUCGCGAGACCACUUGUUGAAAUCGCACAAAACUAAGUUAAGUCUUGUGGUCAAUAACAUUGUUUCGAAUUUACCAUAUAAUUAAGUUGACAGUUAAAUGAUUCGAACAACAGGUUAUUGUCAUUCUAGUUCAUUGAGAAUUUAGUUGUGAUAUUUUGAUGUUGGUUUGUGUCAUAUCGCUCAUUAGCUGGUUAGCUGUCACGGCUGACUGUAACUACCUGACAAAGCAAUAACAAUACAUUUACACAAAUGGUCUGCUGUAAAUAAUAACAAUAAUGGUAGACACUUAAAAUAGUUGUGUAAUCGUAAAUAAAUUAUCGUCAGUAUCUAAAGUAUUUAGCUUGUUAGCUUGAGUCGUUUGCGAACUUGAUGAUUUUCAGCCUAAAUCCAAUCGAAAUAUUUAAGCUUUUCUGUUUGGCAUUGUACUGUGUUAAACAUCUCAUUAUCGUUACAGUUAUAGCAAGUUUAAAGAGAUGGUUCGUUAAUGUCAAACAAAUCUGUCCAGCGAAUUUAAACGCUUAAAUAUUUAGCGAUGUCGAGUUUCCUGACAAACUGUUAGCAAACAGAAAAUCGACUCAUCGCACAUAUAAAAACAUUCAACGUUUUUUUGAUAAAAGCAGUUAUAAAAAAAAUAUUUAUUUUUCACAUUUGUUGAAUUCAGUCCUUUAAGUUGUUAAUGGUACUGUUUCGCCGUGUUUUCCCGCUCAUUCAUGGUGGCAAAGCCCUUGUGAUUGACACCCUCAAACCCAUCUAAAGCAUAUAGACUGCGCUCUUACACGCUUUUCAGACAUGGGGGGACAACUUAAACGCAUCUGAUUCUUAUUUCCCGACGAAUCGACGCUCGUUUCCCAGCGACGCUGAUCUCCGAACUCUGCGGCCCAGCCAUGUCUGGAUCCCCGGGCUCGAGUGGCUCCAACCCGCGGAAGUUCAGCGAGAAGAUCGCGCUGCACAACCAGAAACAGGCAGAGGAGACGCGGGCCUUCGAGCAGCUCAUGACAGACCUCACCGUCUCAAGGGUGCAGUUCCAGAAGAUUCAGCAGCUCCGUCUGUCUCAGAACCGGGCACAAUACUAUGGUGGCUCUCUGCCCAAUGUCAACCAGAUUGGCAAUGCCAGCACUGAUUUCCAGGGGACGUUUCCCUCCGGUCUGGACACAGCGAGAGGGACCAGACAUCAUGGUCUGGUGGAGAGAGUCCAUCGAGACCGCAAUCGGAUCAACUCUCCACAUCGCAGACCCAUUGACAAGCACGGACGGCAGGCUGAGAGUUCUCCAUAUGGAACAAUGUACCUUUCUCCUCCCCCAGACAACAGCUGGAGAAGGGAGCAACCACUGUGGACCGAAGAGAAACGGCCUGGAUUUAAAUUAUUAUCACAGCUUAACAGAACAAACUCUGACUCAGCUCUGCACACUAGUGCCAUGAGUCCAAACCCACAGGAUCCUUUUGGCAUGAACCAGCAGAUGGGCAGAGGGCCCCCCCAACGGAAUGCAAGCAUGAAUGAAGCAGAUGGUGAGAAUACUGGAGAUGUGUUCUCAUUUCCUGCUGUCCCUAAUGAGGAGAAUCUGCUUGGUGUGAAUAAGCCUCUGCCCAAACAGUUAUGGGAGGCCAAAAAGGUGCAGUCUCUGUCCUCCCGGCCAAAGUCAUGUGAAGUGCCUGGAAUUAAUAUAUUCCCCUCUCCAGAGCAGAACGCAGGUCUGUUUCACUACCAGGGCACGUUAAACACUGGUGGGUCUUUGCCUGAUCUCAGUAACCUGCAUUUCCCCUCUCCACUCCCCACUCCACUGGACCCCGAUGAGGCUGGAUAUCCCAACCUGAGUGGAGGCAACAGCACUGGCAACCUCCCUGCAGCCAUGAUGCACCUGGGCAUUGGAAACUCACAAGGGCUGUCAUCCUCUCUAAGCAACCCUUCCAUCCAGGUGUCCCUCAACAACUCUCAGCUGCCCUCAUCUCUCAGCAAUCCAUCCAUCCAUACGUCUCUACGUCUCUCCUCGCUGUCCAACCCCCCUCCGACGGGCAUGGCGAGUUCACCCAGGAGGCGGCCGGCCCCCAUUAGUCCUUUGACACUCUCACCAGGGGGCGAUCAGCGGCGAAGCCUGAGCAAGCAGCUCUCACCAACCAUGUCUCCCUCUCUAUCUCCAAUUACACAGGGGGUUGCCUUGGACACCAGCAACUUGCCAAUGGAGCCGCCACCACCAUACCCCCUUUAUCAGCAAACUCAGCAGCCCCUACAGCAGCAGCAACCACCACCCCAGUCCCAUCUGUCUAUGCAGCAGAGUUCCCAGCAUCCAGUAGUGCAGCAAAGACAGCCCCAAGGCAGCCAGCAGCAGCAGCAGCAACAACAACAACAACAACAGCACCAGCCUGUGUCCCCUCUGCACAAUGUCCAACUUGACUUUAAUUCCAGUGCUCACAACAACAUGGGAACAUUCUUUAAUGAUCCCUUCAUGGAAGCACAGUUCUCUGGACGUCAGUCCAAAUGUUCAUCCUAUCAGCAGGAUCAGUAUAAUAUGUUGGAGAAUGCCAUGAGCUCAGUGGCAGGUGGAUUUGACCCUUCCUCCAACCUGUACUUCUCCCAGGCGGCUCUCAUGGGCUUGAGCGGUAGCCAUGGCAACCUGCAAGACCAUCUUCAGAUGAGAUCCAACAUGCUCUACUCUAAUUGUGGAGGAGGAGUGCCCAACAUUAUACUUACAGAUGACUCCAAUCCCAACCUGUCUAAGGACAUCAGCAGUGUGUUAUCUGCAGUGCCGGAGUGUUUAGACUCGGACAGAGUUUUCCCACUGGAGGACGAACUUCGUAUUGAGCCACUCAGCUUGGAUGGACUGAGCAUGCUCAGUGACCCUGAUAUGGUCCUGCCUGACCCCUCAGUAGAGGACAGCUUUCGCAGCGACAGACUUUAAAAAAACCUCAUGCAUGUAGACGCACGUACUUACGAAGUCCACGUUCAUGAAGCAUACAGCACAGUACCUAUAGCACUCCCAUGUUCUAUACAAAUACAAAAGAUGAACAUGUCUUGAAAUGUAAUACGUUUUCUUAAAUGCCAAGCGCAUGCAUAAACACUACAUGUGGAUUUAAUGUGAAACAUCAAACUUGCAUGACUCACCCAGACGGUGUCUCUCAGUGGCCAUUCUCACUCGGCAUGUUCCAUCUGCCUCCUGAGAGACCGUUCAUCACUCAUCAGAUGUGUGAAAAGAAUCUGGGUGCUUCAAACAUGCUCUGAUCUGUGAAGAAAUAGAAACAAACAUGCAAGCUUGGACGCAUUAACCUACAGACAUGAACCUGCUGUGUAAUCUAUUAAUUGUGCAGAGUGACAAUCAGAACACUGAAGCCAUAGCAAUGCCAAACGGAUACCACCAUUCUAAGAGUAAUGGCUGGUUUGUGCCCUUGCAUUGCUAGUCUUAUUUAAAGCCAUGUAACCAAAACAAAAUGAAUGUGCUUGUUUUACACAUUUGCUUUUGGAUGUUAUCAGAAGGUCACACCAGCUUUCAAUGACACUUUCAAAAGGAUGGGAAGCCUCCCAGGACAAUCCUUUCUUUCAGGCUGUGAGUGCAGAGACAGUGCGAAGACGCCAAUAUGACAGGUUAUGGAACAGAUGGAGUUGACAGCUGGCCUAAUACCAGUCCAUAUUGAUACACCAAAUGCUAUGAUAUGAGACACCAGCAGGAUGGGCUGAGCUUUGCCCUCACCACCCUCCCCGACCUCUGUUUCAGUACCAGGGUCAGAAAAUGCUUGUUGUGAGCCACUCUGCUAAAUUGCCUGGCUCACACUACUUGAGGCAGAACAAGCAUCUCUACUCUCCUAACUCAUCUAACAGCCUCUGGUACUGCAGCCUACAGUGUAUGUUGUUGUUUAUAGCAUGAGCUUAGCUAAUUGCUUAAUAAUGCUGUGUAACAGAUACACUGGCACUUGCCAGCCUUCAGGUGAGCCAAAGGCACAUGUGUAACCAUAAGGCUGUGAUAAGUCAGUCCGUCCCAUCAGAUACCCUGAAUGUGUUCAGUCCCUUCAUUCAAAUGAAAGAAGAGGAGAAUUCAUUGAAUUACACCCUCUCCUAAGCACAGUCAUACUUACUACAAAAAGAAGAGGCAUCUAGUGGUGUAUAGAGCAUUAUUUUGAAUAUAUAUAUAUAUGCCUCAUAAUUUUCUGUCUGACGAGAAUGUAUUUUUGAAACGGAAAAAGGGCAAACCGUUUACAAAGAAUUACAUAUGCGAGUAGGCGCUGAAUUUUUUAAAUUUUGAAGAAUUAUAAAACCUUUUUAUCUUACGGAUAUUGAUCUAGUCCACAGUGAGGAAAUAAAGCAUUGGCUAUGCAGAACUUUAGCACAGGACUGUCUCAGACGACUGGAACAAUCUAGACCAUAAAAGGAACUAUUUUACUUGUAUGUUUACUAUAUCUUUGUGCUUAUUUCAGAUUUUAUACAGAGUUGUAAUGCAGCUUAAAAUGUCAGUUGUAUUUGUUAAUCUGUUUGUUUUUUCCCUUUGAACUUUUGUUGUGGACGUCUACAUUUGUGAAUGUUUCUUGCGAUGCAAUUUUUUUUUUAUGUUGUUAAGCAUGGGCCCUCUUUCUCUGCAGCUUUGAUUCUUGUCAGGAUUUUUAAAACAGUGCAGAAUUAUAAAACCAAGUCUAAUUUGUGGACAUGGAACACGUAUCAUUGUUAUUGCUUUUGUUGCAUUUUGCACUGAUCUUCUGACCAAAAUUGGUCUAGGCUUUUAAGAUGUUUUUAUUUUGGCCAAGAUGUUGUUUACAUUUAUGCAUAGUUAGUUACCUGUUUAGAAGGAUUUUGCCUUCCUGGCACAUUUUGCAUUGUGUGCCAUGUAUUUUGUGAAUGACUGGAUUUAAAUGACCAAAUAUUUUAAGAUGAAGAAUUUUUUUUUAAUGUAACUCAGGAAUGUAUUUUUUUCCCCACCAUAUCAGAAGUAGUUCUAUGCUGAGUGUCCAGUGCUGCCUCCAGACUGCCAGAUCCAAAAUGAUCUUAAAAGCACUCUUCUAUCUGUUAACUGUGUUGUUAUCUGUGUAGUUUUCUAUUCCUAAGUUUGGGUUCUAGAGUUGGUAAUGGAAAGCAAUAGCAAUGUUAUCUGUGUGCCAUGUCCACUUUUUCUUUCGCCCUUCAUCCAGGUCAUCAUAGAGAUUUGGUCAAAAGCACUUUGACUUGGUGCAUUCAGAAUGUUUCACCCCUAAUCUUAGUGACUUGCAAAACAAAUUAAUGAACCAGUGAAGAUGUUUUGAUUUUAAAUUCUACCUUUUGGAUUGUUUACUCAUUGUUCAGUGUGGUCCGAGGGAGGCAAGACAAAGGGGUGAAUGACAGAAGCAGAGAUAGAGGCUAGAUUUACAAAAACCUUUAUGCUGUGAUAAAUCUCGCCCCAACUGUAGAAAAGGUUAUCACAGGCAUUAAGAUAUGCUUGCAGCUGCAGGUUUGUUUUUUACAUUAUUUUAAGAUGUAUUGUCAGCAUCGGUUUUAACAAGAACAUGAUCUAAAGGGUUAUGAUGCAGAUGUUAGCUUUGGGUUCUAGACCAUGUUUUGCUGCAUAAUGUUUCUGCUAAAAAUGUGUGCAUCUCUUGAUACAACUAACAUCCUUUUAUCGUUUCUCAACCUGAUAUCUCUCUUUCCAGGUAACUUUGUAGUUUUUCAUGAAUAUGAACAGUGGUAUGUUUUCAGGGAUGGAGUGAAACAGUUCUCAUUAGUUCUGUUGAAAAGAAGUGGUGUGUCUUAUGGGUAUAAGAGGGCUUGUGGGAGCCCCAUACAACAGAAGAGUACCAGAGUACUGCAUACAAGAACAAGUCUGUUCCCAUCCCUCACUCUCUCCCUCUUCUAGGACUUCUCGUCUUCUGCCUUAUUCUUGCUAAUCUUUGACUACUCGUUGUCCUAUUGAGUGGAAUGUGACUUUUUUGUUAGUUUUUUUCCCCCAGGCCCUGUGUUCUUAAGGCAAAACAUUUUUGUGGCUCCUUUUUAUUAGUCUCAUAACAGAUAUUUAGAAGGAAUUAUUUUUUCUUUUUUUUAGUUUGUCUUUAUUUGUCACCUUUAAAAAAAAUGUACAGUUAUAUUAUUUAAAGAAUAUUUUCUUUUCCACGAGUGUUACUACUUUUUUUUUUUUUAUAUGCCAUAUUAAAAUCUUCAGAUAUUACAAUUUUACUACACCACAAGGUGUUUGGUUUGUGAAGUAUAUUAUAGUGCUUUCCUUUGAUUUAAUAUAAACAAAUAAAACUCUUCACUGUCUAUCAGACAUCUACAGUGAGUUUUCUCUUUUGUUCGACAUCAACUUGUUUUCUGUCGCCCAUUUUCAAGUUCACUUCAUGUCUU
This is a messenger RNA of Xyrauchen texanus (razorback sucker), 6684 nucleotides long. Its product is annotated as CREB-regulated transcription coactivator 3-like. The record is from RefSeq and is a predicted model, not a curated record. NCBI's taxonomy places the organism in Eukaryota, Metazoa, Chordata, Actinopteri, Cypriniformes, Catostomidae. Gene Ontology annotation, biological process: positive regulation of transcription by RNA polymerase II; protein homotetramerization. Gene Ontology annotation, cellular component: cytoplasm; nucleus. Gene Ontology annotation, molecular function: cAMP response element binding protein binding. The transcript is spliced from 15 exons. The coding region runs from base 1280 to 3289 and encodes 669 amino acids.